GAGCAUCCCCGGUAGCGCCGGGGCUGCAGCCACGUGGUUGGUGCCUGUCCCCGCUUUUGGCUGCCGCUGCUGCCGCGGUCAGAGGUGCCGGCCCGGGAAGUUUAGGAGAGAGCCCGGGUCGAUCCGCACAGACCCAACCCCCGCCCCCACACACGCUGCAGCAGCGCCCACCACUCCUCGUUCCUUAUUGUGGGCCGGGUCGUUCCCCGCCCCCCCCAUCUCCCCCAGCCAUGGCGCAGCUCCAGACUCGCUUCUUCACCGACAACAAAAAAUAUGCUGUAGACAAUGUUCCCUUCUCUAUCCCUGCGGCCUCUGAAAUCUCUGAUCUUAGUAACAUUAUCAAUAAAUUAUUGGAAGCCAAAAAUGAAGGCCACAAGUAUGUGGAAUUUGAUUUCCUUAUUAAGGGUCAGUUCCUGCGAAUGCCCUUGAUUAAGCAUAUGGAACAAGAGAACAUCUCAACAGAAGAAGUAGUGGAAAUUGAGUAUGUGGAGAAAUAUAUCGCACCACAGCCUGAAGAAUGUAUAGUCCAUGAUGACUGGAUCAGUUCAAUUGAAGGAACAGUGGAAUGGAUCUUGACUGGCUCCUAUGACAAGACAUCUCGGAUCUGGUCUCCAGAAGGAAAGUCUCUCAUGACAAUCGGUGGACAUAGAGAAGUGGUAAAAGAUGUUGCCUGGGUGAAGAAAGACAGUCCUUUGUGCCUGCUUCUCACUGCCUCCAUGGAUCAGACUAUCCUCUUGUGGGAGUGGAACGUGGAGAGGAACAAAGUGAGAGCUCUGCACUGCUGUCGAGGCCAUGCUGAGAGUGUGGAAUCUGUCGCUGUCGACAGCACAGGGACUAAAUUUUGCAGUGGCUCUUGGGAUAAGAUGUUAAAGAUCUGGUCUGCAGUCCCUACAAAUGAAGAAGAUGAAAUAGAAGAUUCCACAAACAAGCCUAGAAAGAAACAGAGAACAGAGCAACUGGGAUUAACAAGGACUCCUAUCGUGACUUUGUCUGGCCAUAAUGAUGCAAUUUUCUCAGUGCUUUGGUCAGACACUGAAGAAAUUUGCAGUGCAUCGUGGGACCAUACAAUUAGAGUGUGGGAUGUUGAAACUGGCAAUAUUAAAUCAACUUUGACUGGAAAUAAAGCAUUUAACUGUAUCUCCUAUUCCCCACUUUGUAAACGUUUAGCGUCUGGGAACUCUGAUAGGCAUAUCAGGCUGUGGGAUCCCCGAACUAAAGAUGGUUCCUUGGUGUUAUUAUCCUUAACCUCCCAUAAUAACUGGGUGACAUCGGUAAAGUGGUCUCCCACACAUGAACAGCAACUAAUUUCAGGUUCCCUGGAUAACGUGGUCAAGCUUUGGGAUACAAGAAGUUGCAAGGCCCCCCUCUAUGAUUUGGCUGCUCAUGAAGAUAAAGUUCUAUGUGUAGAUUGGACAGAAGCAGGGCUGCUAUUGAGUGGAGGAGCCGACAAUAAACUGUACUCCUACAAAUAUUCAGUCACUGCUUCAAAUGCAUGAAGAUGGAUGGUGAUUCAACAUCAGAGAUUAUCUAUAAAAUCAUUGAUUAUAUGACAUAGAUCUGAAGAUCAUUGUCUUCAUUAGCCAGUCUUUUACAACAACCUGUAUAAAAUGGUUUUUGACUGUCAUAACAGUCAUUUUCAUUGUGUUUAGUUUUUUUCCAUUUUUCCUUUGUAUUUAUAAUAUACAAAUCUAGGUAUUUAUAAAAAGUGAAAUGUGACCAGUCUCUUCACUGUGUUCAGAACUUCCUGAAUAUUUUGGCUUUGAAUAACAUAAAAAAGUACUAGAAAGUUUAUAAUAAAUAUAAAGCAAUUGACUUUAUGGGUCCUGAUUUAUUCUGUGGGAAAAGUUUCUUCUUUGAACUCAAACUACUGGUAAAUGCCAUAUUAAAAGGAUGAAUGAAAUUAAAAAGAGAAAAUGUUUUACUAUUGUGCUUUUAAUUAAUUGGGUGAUGUCCUUGUAACUCACUUUGUCAUCCAGUGAUCAUGAGAAGGGAUACUUAUUUCCUCCAGAUAGUAAAUAUCAGGUGUUUCAGACAUAGAUAAUCAUAAACAUUGCUGGUGUUUAAGAAGGACUUAUUUGAACAUUCUAGCUGGAUACCCUACUGCCAAGAAAUGGUAAAAAAUUGUCUGAAAUAUCAUACAAAUGGAUCAUAAGAUGUCCUUCAUUAUCAGAAUAUAAUCUCAAGGAAAUGUACCUUGACUCUAGAAUGCUCUUGCUUCUUCCCACUACAUAUGAAUUAAGACUUGGUCCUUGCGUAAAAUUAAUUGCUGGAGGAAAUUGCCAAACAGUACUUUGAUUUAUUCAUAGCUAUUUGUUUGGUGACC
This is a messenger RNA of Vombatus ursinus (common wombat), 2323 nucleotides long. RefSeq names its product WD repeat domain 12 (gene WDR12). The transcript has 13 exons. Lineage: Eukaryota; Metazoa; Chordata; Mammalia; Diprotodontia; Vombatidae. The record is from RefSeq and is a predicted model, not a curated record. Gene Ontology annotation, biological process: maturation of 5.8S rRNA from tricistronic rRNA transcript (SSU-rRNA, 5.8S rRNA, LSU-rRNA); maturation of LSU-rRNA from tricistronic rRNA transcript (SSU-rRNA, 5.8S rRNA, LSU-rRNA); ribosome biogenesis. Gene Ontology annotation, cellular component: preribosome, large subunit precursor; PeBoW complex. The coding region runs from base 231 to 1496 and encodes 421 amino acids. Gene Ontology annotation, molecular function: protein binding.